Schistosoma intercalatum is the source of this 11280-nucleotide messenger RNA. Lineage: Eukaryota; Metazoa; Platyhelminthes; Trematoda; Strigeidida; Schistosomatidae. The record is from the annotation of a GenBank genome assembly.
AGCCAAUCAAAAUAGGAAGAGGGGAAGGGCGGCGAGUUUGGUUGUCUUUGGUUUUAGUGUUGAUUAUGUCAUGGGAUUGUUUCGAUUGUUUGAAGGAUAUAAUCUGUACUCAAUGGGCGUUAGUUACUUUAGUGCUUUUGUUGUUCGCAGUCUACAUAACCCCAAAAGUUCUGGUUAUUGUUCUAACGGCAUUUCUUAGUAAAUUUAUUCCAUGUAUCCUCACCGUUCAAAGGUUUGGAUUUAUUUGGGCACGUGGAGUUACUCUCACUUUCAUAAACGGAGAGUGCAUGUAUGUGGAUUCUAUAUAUUUUAGCAGUAGCUUAUGGAAUCCUAAAGCUAAGACUUUGUUGUCUGCUUGGAUAAAUGGUGCUGAGUUUUGUGUGACUGACACCGGUCUUUAUGGUAUUAUCAAAUUAAUGCAGCGCAAAGGUGACGGCAUCAGAACCCGUCUGAAUAAAGGCUUCAUGUCAUGGAAAAUAAGACUGGUUUCGUUCAUUUCAAUUGAUGUAUCAUCCAUACAAAUAGUGGUAUUAUCGACUACAUUUCUGGAUGAUGCUUUAUAUUUGAAUUAUAAAAAGACUGAGGAUGGUGCACUCAAUAAUAACAGUAAUAGAUCUGCCUGUCAUCAUUGCUUAAUUCGUAUCAAUGAUUUAAGUGAUGUUCACCAACCUAUUCAAUUUAAUCGUCAAACAAGCUUCCGUUUGAAUAAAACUAGUAAAUUGGCUUUAACUCUACGAAUGACAAAGUUAACAAUGUUAUUUCAUAUCAGUAUGAGACAGGCUCAUGUAAAUCUACAUGUAUCCCAUAUUUGUGGAAAGUUACUAUGUAUACCUGUGUUCAUGGAAACUUGGUUAAGUGAUGAUUUAUUCAAUAAAAAUUGGAAUGUUAUCUUUGAAAACGCUCACAUAUUGGGUCAUCUUCGUUUACAAUUGUCCACUAAUAUUUCAUUGGAAUGCCGAAAUUUCAAUAAUGCAACACUGUCAUCAUUAAAUGGUUGGUUCGUAAAAUCGGUCGAUUUAAAAUUGUACGGACUACGUACUGUAAUUUUAGAAGAGCUUAUAGAUUUGUUGAGUUGGAAACUUUAUACAAAUCAAACAUCUAUCUUAACCACACAAACGUCAUCGCUUACAUCAACAUGUCCUCAUUGUCAUCAGUUUACCAUUAAGCAUCAAGAGGAUACUUUACAAAUUCUGGAGCAUUCAUCAUUUCCUUUUAAAAAUAAUAAAUCUUGUUAUUUAAAACAAACAUCGGAGAAUAUUAUGUCUGAUAAUUCAUUAAAAUCAAAUUUUCAAUGUGUUCAACAAUAUUUGAAUUCCAUAAAAUUAUACAUUUCGUUUUUACCGUUACAAUUAUUCAAUUUCAAUCAUAAUCAUCAUUUUGAACAGAUACAACCACAAUUCUCCUCCUCCUUAUCAUCAUCAUUAACAAGUUCAGUUGUACCUGAGAUGGGAUUCUAUUUUGAAAUAAUUAGAUAUUCAUUUAAAAGAAGUCUCCAAUUCUAUUUCACUUCGUCUCAUUUAUCUAUGGAAUUCAAUGUGCCUAAUUCUCUAAAAUGUAGUCAAGAUGCUGAAACACUUCAGACGACAUCUGAUUUUUACACAUCAUUACAUUCAUUAUCUUUACCAAUAUCACGAAUAAUUCCAUCAAAUCUGUUGAAUGAUGAUAAUAUUGACAGUAAAAUUCUAUUUAAUCAUUUUAUUUUAUUAAAUUUUCGAUUUUGUUUGAAUAAUUUACGCUUAUUAAAUGGUUGGAAUUCACAGGCUAAGCAUUGUUUAUUAGAUGCUAGGAUAUAUUUAAUAGAAGCAACCGAGCAACUCGAAUCAUCUAUUUGUAAUCUUUAUUUGAAUAUUUUACAUUCAUCAAUAUUUUAUAUACAUGAUAAUAUAGUCGAAAUGAAUUUUUAUAGAAAAUUAUCAUCUAUCUGUUAUUUGUUUGGAAUAUGGUGUAAAACAUUGUAUGAAAAUCGUAAUUCUAUUAAUAAUCAUUCAAUUAUGUCUAUAACCAAUAUUGAAUUACAUAAUUAUCCAAAGAAGAAUACAGAUCUAAAACAGUUUAAUUUUAUGGCACAAGAAAGCUUGUCUAGAAGAAAGUUCUUUCGAUUAAUUGAGUAUCUUGGUUUGAAUACACGUCAGUUAAAUGUACGUAUUUACUUUGGUGAUGGUGGUGGUUCUCGUAUUACAGUACGUAACAAUAACAUCAAUACUGGUAGUACUAGUAUUAUUCAUCAUAAUGCAGAAGAAUCUGGAGCAUCUGACAGUACUAUCAGUGAUCAUAAUUCUGGCGGUGGUGUUAUUACUACAGAUUGUAAAUCAUUGAAUUGUACUGAUGAUUUUAAUACAGAACAACGCUAUCCUGAUCAUAAUCAGAUUGGAAUGAUGGGAAAAUUGAAAAGUAGAAGAAUCCCAAAAAUUUUACUUGUACUCAUUCCUCAUUUAAAGUCACCUGGAUUACAAUUUGGUUUUACAAAUUCUCUUGUAAAUCUUCAAUUUGAUUUUCAUGAAUUAAAUCUGAAAAAAUCAUUUGAUUUGUUGAAUGUAACCGAUUUAAAUUUAACGCUAUCGAAUUUUCAUGUUUGUUUAUUGGAUAAAAUUCAUGAAUCUAUUGUUAGUGGGACAGAUACUUCACAGGCACCGUCAUCAUCAUUAUCCUGUUUACAUAGUCUUUAUUCUAUUCGUUGUAAUCAGUCCACUGUUAUUUAUUCAUUAAUACAUGAAUUGCCUACUUUAAAUAAUCAUCAUUGGGAUGACCUGUUCUAUGUACAUGGAAUCGAUAUUUGGAAUCACAAAUAUCAAAUUAGUUUAAAAUCCACCAUAUUGCAAAUGGAAUGGCCAUCAUUUAAAAUGAAUGAAUUAAUUAAUUAUAUACAUGAGAAUGUUUAUCAGUGUUAUAAUAAUCAUGUCAAGAAAUUGUCAACAAAUCGAUGCUCUUCAAUUCAGUGUUAUUUUACAGAAAAUUACCUGAAUAAUCCAAUUCAUUUUGAUGGAUUUUUAGAGAAUAUCAACAUUUUUUUAAUAAACAGUAAUAAUUCAUUUCUUAUGCUACGUGUAGAUAGUCAACGCUUCAUUGCACAAUUUCGUUCAAUUAAUCCUAUGUAUCAACCAUUGAAAUUAGACAGCCUAUCACAGAUCACUAUAACUGGAACUAAAUUAGUUUACAGUUGUAAUAAGACACUGGACAAUAGUAUGGAUACUGUAUCUUGCUGUUCGUCAACAUCAGCGUCAUUAUCCUCAACUUCAUCACCAUGUCGUUAUGCAAUACUGUCUAGUUGCCAUAUAAAAAAAGAUCUAGUUUUGUCAUUACCUGAAAUUCAUGUUGAUGUUAAAUUGCCCGAACGAUCUAUUGAAAUUUCACCAAAUAAUCAAUCGUGUGAAUUCAUCUGGUCAUUAGGAUUUCAUUUGUGCUAUUAUAAUUUAUUACAUUCUUGGAAACAAUUCCAUAGGAAGUUGUUCAAACAGUUCAGUACUGUAUCAUUCAAUAAUUCAUCAAAUACUAGUGGCCAAUUGUUAGUCCCUGCAAUCAACAAUACUACUGCUGCUAAUACUGUUAAACUAAAUAGUAGUAAUGGUUGGCAUUUCAGCAUAAAACCAAUUCAGUCAUACUUUCAAUUCCAUUUUAAACUAUUAACAAGUAAAAAUUUUAUCAUAGUACGUGUAAAAAAUACCUCAUUUCAAUAUAAUUCAAAGACAACUACUACUGACAGUAACAUUAGCAGUAGUAAUGGCAGCAAAAACAGAGAAGUUUUGUUAACGAAUAAUACUAAUAUGGAUGAUGAUCACAAAAAAAAUGAUAUCGGUUGUAUUGUUUCUAGUCGAUUGAAAGUGAAUUGUGAGCAUGCAGUGAUUAUGUGUGAAGAUCAAACAAUCGCUGUAUUUCAGAAUUUAAAAAUACGUCAAAGACCAGAAAAUAUUCAACAUCGUACAGAACAUUUAAAAAUGGGUUUACUUACUCGAGCCAAUCCUUCUUGGGAAUUUUAUAUGGAUCUAUUUUACGUUACAUUUCCAUAUCGAUAUAUAUUUCGUGAUAUUUAUCAAGAGGCAUCAUGUGUCAGGAAGUUCUUACUUAAACUACACUCUGGUAAUAUUACAUAUUUUCAUGUAAACGAUUACAUUUUUGAUCAAUCUUCGCCAACAUUUAUACAAUCAUCACCAUCGAAGUUUGAAAUAUCUUCAUCGUCAACUGCUCGAAAAGAUUUUAUACAACCGUCAACAUCAUAUGUAAAACAGGAUAGGAUUAUUCAUAUCAAAAAAUUCAUUAUUGAAAUUAAAGAUGAUCCAUUCGAAUGUAAAUUAAACGAUAUUCAUACUAUUUUGUUGGAUGAAUUCGCUAUUCACGAGAAACGUGUAAAUACACUACGUGAACAGUUUAACAGAGCGAUUCAUUCAGGCAUACGUGUUACCGAUGAAGAACGUCAAGCAUGUUUCAAUCGUAUAGAAAUACAGCGUGCUCAAGAUUACCGUAAUCGUUUACAUCGUUUCUAUCGUGAUUAUGCUUUUUCCGAUGAAUUAUUCACAUUUACUAUGGAUAAUCUAAAAAUCAAAGCAUUAGCUGAUGAAAGUAUUACACAUGGUGAACAAGUCGUAGCACAAAUGAAAAUUAUGGAUAGUGACAGUCCAUGGCCAAAUCUUACUGAACAAGAUUUUUCUACUUUAUGGUGUCGUAUUAUUACAAUGAAUGUUGAACGAUGGCGCUUUCAUCUACGUGAUUAUCCUAAACCAUGUUUGAAUAUAACCGAUCUUUUUCUAUGGGGUAAAUUAGUUGUAGCUGAACAGUUGGCUGAUAGUAAAGGUCAGCGUAAAGUUCCUAUUGAACCUGGUUAUCCGUGGCCAAAUUAUACACUGAUUCGAUCCAGUUCACCAACUAAAUUCUAUUAUGAUUUAAAUGCAGAUGUAAAAUCUUUUCAUAUAUGUUAUGGUGCUAAUUGGGAACCAACUGUAUCAUGGUUUAAUCAACGUUUAGAUGAUAUUAAACCAUUAACAAAAGACAAAUCUUAUCCACCAUUAGGUUGGUGGGAUAAAAUACGUUUACUAUUUCAUGGUCAUUUGUUAUUUGCUGUUGAUACAAUGCAUUGGUCAUAUUCAACAAGUUUAAGUCCAUAUAAUACAACGGAAUUUUUCACAUGGCAAUGGAAUCGUACUGUUGUGCAUUGGGAAAAUGGUGUUAUAAGAAUUGAUGGUGAUUUAGAUUUGGUCUAUCAAACUGCAUCAAAAUAUGAUGGAUUAUGUCGAUUAUUUCAUAUACCACAUUUAGAAAUGACAGUGAAAUUAGACUGGUUGUCAUUACGUGAUCCAAAUGAUCACCACUCAGUGAAAUAUUGUUGUACGGACUGUCUAACAACAAAGGAACAAACUCAGCACGAUUCCUUCAAAUACUUUCGGGCGAAUCGUUUAGCUAUGGAUAUUAACUUCACCGUGAAACCACCUCCAACUGGAUCAUCUACUAUGGAUCAAAGACCUUGGUGUUCAUUCUAUACAAGUGUAUUGAAAUUUGCUGAUAAACUACGGAAUUGUCUGUCACAAAUUCCUCGUCCUAUUCGUCGUGGUUCUUUAUAUCAAUAUAAGCCACCAAGAAAGCCACAUUUUGGACGUCUACUUCAAUCAUUAGAAUUUAGUAUUAACAUGCCCCAAUUAGAAAUCAUCUUUUGGGUCUCCUAUGCUAAACGUACUGGUGUUCAUGUUACUACUGGACCAAUACAAAUUAUUGGCAAAUUAAAAUGUAAAAUAGAAAAUGAGGUUAAAUUUAAUCGAUUAAUUGGAAAAUUGAACACUUCAUUAGCCUCAUCGUCUACGUCUAUAAUCGUAUCAGGAGGUGAAUCAAUCCCAUUAGAUACUACCACUACAUCUAAUCUCAAUGAACAAACAACUAUUCUACAUCCAUAUGUAAUGAUUCCACCAAAAUUAUCAAUCCAACGUAAUGGUUUAUCAAGACGUCCCAUUGUUAAUUGGAGUGUUUUAAAUUUAUUCGCUAGUGUACAUGAUAUUGCAAUACAUUUAAGACAUAGAGAUAAUCUUCCUGGUCCUUUAAUUCAAAUGUUAUUACAGUGUAUGAAUACACAUCAGAAUUGUACUAAUGAUAUUAGUAGCAAUCAUCAGUUAAACCAUCAUAAUUUCAGCAUUCAUGACAUAGAACAACUGGAUACUAAAGAAAUGAAUAAUGAUACUGAAGCAUUUAUUCUAGUCCCAUUAUUACGUUAUCAACAACUUUGUCCAACUGUUCUCCCGUCAAAUAUAGCUGUACGUGUGCAUAUACCUGGACCACGAUCUACUACAAUGACAUCUGUUACCAAAUCUACAACUAAUACUACUAUCAAAGAAAAUAGUAAUAUUUAUAACAAUAGUUCUGGAAAUACUAAUCUCAGUCCUUCUAGCAUUGAAUGUCAUCUAGUUGAAUCCAUAAAGAAUAAUACACCUAUCAAUUCUACGUCUACAAUUACUGAGAAUAUAAGUGCGGAUGUUACAUCCACAUCACAUGUUGAUGAUGAGAAAAAAUUGCCAUUCAGUCAUAAUAAUAACAACCGUACUACUCAUAAUAAUACUAAUCAUAUACCAACCCCUAGGUAUAACUCUACUGCUACACCCUGCAGUACUAACAAUCAGAUGACACAUGAAGAUCUCACUCCUGUUCAUCAUCUUGAAAUACAUGAAUUUAAAAUGCGAUGGACAGAACAACAUAGGAAUCUUGUUUACAUUCUAAUGGAUAGUUAUCGACAUGCUCAAUCGUUGAAAAAGAAUUUAUCAGCUCGUGCACUACAUGGAUUCAGAUUACAUCCUGGCGGUAGUAGUAAUGGUCAUACAACAACAAUGACAAGUGGUGGCGGUGGCACAGCUCUUAGUCGAAAUGCUCGUAGUGCGAUUCAAUUAACAAACAGUGUUAAUAAUAAUGGUUGUAAAUUAUUAAACUCUACGGAUAAACGUCCAUUAUCUACUGUUAUUCAACAAACUGAGUUAUGUCAUUUAUCUAAAUCGACUAAAUCAAAUUAUAAUGAUAAUUAUCUUCUGACGAAAAUGCCUACAAAUGAUGAAGUGUUACCAGAUAAUAUCGACAUGUCAUCAAAUGCUGUGACUAUGGUGACGGCGACAACAACAAAUAAUAACUCAGAAAUGGAGGAAAAUAAUUAUGAUCAUGUAUAUUUGUCAGCAAACUCAUCACCACCGUCUGAGUCGAAUAAAACGAAGUUAACAUUUUUUAAACAGAUACCAAUGUUGGCGCAGUUAUUAGAGGAAGUAGAUACAGCACGUUUUUAUGCUUAUUGUGAAGAAGAACCCAAACAAACUGAUGUAGUAUCACAACUACAAGGUUUACAUAUUUGUGCGUCUAGUUUAGUUGCUGAACGUAAUUGGCAUUUGGAAUUAAUCAAUCCUCAAUUAAUGUUAAAAACAAAUCAUUUAGCCGGUUAUGUCUUAGUGUCCGCAGCCAGAGCCAAGUUGGAUGCGUUAACUCAUCCGCCGAUAUGGAAAGAUUCACAAUUGUUGAAUAAAUCUAGUUUAGUUGGACAUUUGGAAUGUAUGCAAUAUUAUGCUACUGUUGGACAAGUUCUUCCAGAAACACCUGAUCAAUGGUUAUCUACAGCUGAUGUUAGUGAUUGGACUCAUCAUAAUUUAAAUGCUGAUGAAGAUGCAUUAAGUGGACGACCUGAAGUAGUAGGUUGUGGUAGAUCCGUCGGUGGUGUAGUUACAGCAUGUGUUGGUUUUCCAAAAACACCUUCAAACAACAAUAAUAAUAUUAGUAACAAUAAGAAUUCAUUAACUCGAACAAGUACAUUGACCUUUGGUACAAAACUAAUGAGUAAUGAUGCGACACUCAAAAAUAAUGUUACUUUAACUUCUAUAAUGACUACAACCACACCAACUACUACUACAAUCACUAGUUCUACUUCUAAACUCCAUACGGAUAAUAUUCGUCCUAUUCAACUACAACGUAUGAUAUCUCGUUGUUCAUGUGAAGUAUUUUAUAUACAUUAUGAACCUGCUGAUCCAGCGAAUUUACCACUUCCACAUCUUAUCCCACCAUUAUCACUAGAUGAAACAGAAGUUGUUCGUAAUCCAGAAGGAGCUGACACAGUCACUUUAUUGCAUCACACGCUAAAUGUUUCCACAAAUUCUCUCCAAUAUCAUAUGAUUGUAGAAAUUGUGAACGAUCUUCUGUUGUAUAUUGAACCACAAAGAAAGGCUAAAUUGGAACGUAAUCGUUUGACAUUCGGUUUAAUGUCGGAAUCACAAGUUCGUUUAGCUAUAUUACGUGAUCAAGAAACUUUACGUCGUUUGAUCUCUGAACAACGUCAGCUGGAACGUUAUUUAUGGUCAUACGUUAGACAAACUAUGCAAGAACUAGGCUUAAAUGCCAAUAAUACAUUAAUUAAUCAUUCAUAUCCUACAGCUUUUUAUCACUCUCCUACUACUGACAGUAGUAACAAUGUUACAUCGCGAACAUCAAAUUUAACUCUGAAAUUAGUCGAUUGCAUACAAAGUGCUCGUCAAUUGGAAACUCAAAUUAAUCAAUUGAAAUCUCGUAUUAUUGAUUUAAAUGGUAUACUAUCACAGCGUUUAGGGCAUUAUCAACAAUUACAAAUACAAAUUCAACGUCGACAUAUACGUAAAGCAAUGUCAUUUCGACGUUAUCAUCCAACAAAUAAAUCAUCAGCAUGUUCAUCAUUAUUAUCAUUUAAUAAUGAGACUUUAUCAUCAAUUACAAAUUGUAAUAAUGUUAGUUUAGUACAAAAAACAUCGAAUGAUGAUUUUAAUCGAAUUAUUCAAACCAACAAUAUUGAAUCGGAAACUUAUAUACAAAAUAGAAUAAAUUUACAUCGUGCAUCUUCUAUAGACUAUUUGACUCAUCCUAUUACGAACACUAUGAAUAAUAAUAAUACUGAAACUGUCAUAUCAGAAAGUGGUAAUAAGUCAUUGUUAUCAUCGUCAUUUAUGGAUGGUGGUGAUAGUAAACCAGCAGAAAUUGUUCGACGAAGUGAGGUGUGUUUUGAGCAUGCAAGAUGGCGUAUGACUGAAAAUGAUGGACAAAUAGGUUUAGCUGAUGUGGAACUACGUGGUUUUAUUUAUACAAAAACACAUCGUCAAGAUGAUUCUGGUUCACAUCGUUUAGAAUUAGGUUGGAUACGUGUUUGUAGUUUGGCACCGAAUUCAUUUUAUCGAGAAGUUUUAGCUCCUGAUGUAUCUGGUGGUCGUUAUGCUGGUGGUCCAAUUCUACGUAUUGCUUGUUCUGAUUUAGCUCCAGUCGGUGGAAUAUCUGUGAAAGAAGCGAUGGAAAUCAGUGUUGCACCAAUUUUAUUACAGAUGAGUAAGCAAUUCUAUAGGAUUAUGAUGCCUUUCUUUUUUCCUGAAAAAACUGAAGAUACUGCUACUACUAAUACUGUCACCGCUACCCCUGUUCAUACUGUAAAUGUAGCAAACCCAAUAGGAGACGGCAUUAAUUCAUCUGCAUUUACUAGUCAUCCGUUUUUUAUUCCACAAGACAAUGUUGGGAGUAGUAGUGGUAUCGGUAGUGUUGCAUUUCAUUAUCUUGAUUCGAAUCUCUCUACAAAUCCAAAUAAUCUACGUUACUCAUCAGAGAAUAUCGGUUUACCAAGUAAAUCAUGGCUACGACGUUAUCUAUCCCGAUAUUUACCUCAUCGUUUAAAGAAUGAGAGCGAAUCAUUACCAUCAGUUUCAUCAUCAUUACCACAACCAUUAAAUGUUAUCUAUAAAUCUCAUCAAUCAGAUAUUUUAGAAAACAUAUCGUCAGAUUUAUCUAUGCCGAUUGUUGUUUCAACUGCGGCUACAACAGUAACACUUACUUCGUCGUUGUUUUCGCCAGCAUCAGUGUACAUUCCAUCAAAUAAUUUAACAAUCGAAGCUGCUAUAUCUGGACGAAAUUAUUGUAGUGUCAAUGAUGAUUGGAAUGCAUUGAGUAAUAAUGCAACGGGAUCAGGGACUGAAACAACAGUAGCAUCGUCACUAUCGCUUACGUCUUCUUUUGCCACAACGUCUAAAUUAUUACAAAUGAUGAAUAUGCGCACGAAGUUACCCAUAACCGAUUAUAUACGGAGCCAAAACGAAUUGGAAUUUCCCAAUCUUUUCCACACGAAUGUAUCUGACGUUAAAUCAUCAUUAUCACAUAAUCAUAAAUCUAAUGAAUGUUUUUCAAUACCAUUGACACAUUAUUCAAAUUACAACGAUACUACUACUGAUAAUUUUAUCAUGUUAAUGCAACAACCAUCGAUAUGUUUACAACAAUUAUUACCUGUAAACAAUAUAUGCACAUAUUGUAAAUCGAUUCAUUCAACCUCUAGUAAUCAUCUUCAUUCUUUGAAUAUGUCAUGGUAUAAUCCAAUGAAUUAUGGAUCUCUACCAACGGAUCAAAUAACAUCAGUUAAUCAAAUCGCUAUGCAUCAUUCAAAGCAUAAUAUUAACAACACAAAUAUACCAUUGAAUCCAGUUGAUGUGAUGCAGGAAAGAGCUCGUCAAAACAAAGUAUUUCUAUACAUUAAAAUUCCUGGUUUUCCAAUACGAUUAAGUUAUAAGGGUGAAAAACAAAAAAAUAUCACUGAUGUAACACGUUUUGAAUUGUUUAUUCCAACACUGGAAUAUCAUAAUUGUGUUUGGACGUGGUUAGAUUUUGUGAUGGAAGUAAAAACGCGUAUACGUAAACAACUUGUUCGUGAAGUGAUAAAGAAAAAACUUACACCUCGACGACGUUUACCACUUCUACGUAUCUCUGGUACCAGUAACAGCAAUAAUGAUAAUAAUAGUAAUAUUUCUGCUAGUAGUAGUACUGAUUCUAAACCACACGAGUUAACAACAUCAAAUAUUCUGUUAUCAUCUGUCAACCGACUCAGUUCACUGACUCCUUCCGCUGUUACUAGCGGUCGUGCUGAUUCAACGAUACAUUCACCUGAUGUCGAUGAUGAUGAUGACCUAGUCGAUCCAACAACUGUUGCUGCACAAGAAGAAAAAGCUCAACGUGAUUUGGAAAUGAUAUUAGGUCGUCAUGCUCAAAUACAACCUAACAAGACGGGGAAACGAAAACGUUUCAAAUCGAAACCAUACUAAUUAUAUUUUCUCUUAUUGAAAUGCUAACUUCAUUUUGUUUGUUUUUACGAUGGAUGGCUUGUAUUUUUCCACGAUUGCUUCGUGUUAACAAUAAAAUUGAUGGUUAGACUUUUUCAAAUUUCUAUGUAUCUAAAAUGUGCACAAUCUUUCUUUUAUCACCAAGUAAAUUCAUUUUUAUCUUCUUCAUUUUUAUUUUCUUUAGUUGAUUUUCUGACAAAAAUGUUCCUUGUGAAUUAUUUAC